AUUUUGCAAUCGACAAGCAGGCACUGAGAGGAAGUGGGGAUCUCGGUUUGCUUGCCUGAGAAUUCUCAACCUCACUCCAGAGACACUCACAACGGAGAGCUCACUGUGGAGGGAAUUUCACAGUUUCUCACGGAUUAAGGGACUGUUCGUACAAAACCUCUUCUUAUUUAUACCUGAGGAUAUCUGCGAAGACAUAGCCAACAGCAACUGAAACGGAUGUUGCCACAAAUGUUGUUGAAUCGUCAACUCAAAUGAAGGCUUCUUCAGCGACCCAAGUGCUUUGGGCAAAAAGAAAGUGUCUUGGGUUUUUCGUGGAAGAAAAACAGUACUGUCUAGUGGCUGUAGCUAUUUAUUGAAGAACACUGGUGCGACCAGUGUGCUGCAAUAACGAGUGUAUGAGUAACCACUCCAGUAACUAAUUUCGCCUGUAAAAUACGUUGAUGUUUAGCAUAAUUGGAUAGUUGGCCAGUGCCUUUCGCACGUCUGAAACGUGGUUAUCGUUUUGGGUAGCUAGCACGCUACAAAAUGAAGUUCCGCAAGCGCUAGCUAGCUGGUUAGCUUGAUGUGUCUGUUGUAUUAUUCUUAGUUAGUUAGUUAGCUAGCUAAGCUAACAACAUAGCAACAUUGAAGUUUUUACUCUUGACAUAAAAGGCGACUGCAGCGCUUCAUGAAGGGUUGUGAAUAAUUCAGGGAAAACCCAGUGCUGUGCUUCUUUUGCUGAGGACUUUGGGCUUAUCUACCAAGCUGGUUCUCGAGCCAGCGCUUGCUUAUUUCCUUUUCAAACGCCCCCUCCCCCUCCACCGUUAUACACAAACGCUAGUUAGCUCCCAAACGCUAGCUUUCUUCAAGGAAAAGGGAGGAAUUCAAUUAACACAAACCAUUACAUUACUUCACAAUAAAGGAACCGGAAACUGGCAACUUUCAUGUUUAAUGAUAUGAGAAGGGCGUGCUUGAAAUGCAAAGAGAGGUUUACUGUGUACCGUUUACCUCUGUCAACACACUUCUCUAGCUAAGUUAGUAUUAUAACUGCAGAAAGCUGUCUGCCAAGCAGCCAAAUCGCUAGCUUUCUGGUUUGUUAGCAAGGUAGCUAACGUUAGUUGGCUUCAUUGCUCAUUGCAAGUUGGGGAACGAGCAAUCGCAACACCCUCUCUGUUGUCAACCUAAGAAAAUGGAGAAGCCGUAACUUGACGUUGUCGAUGCUGUCAUUUUCGGUAUUUUCAGACGGUCUCUGACAUUCAAUAGUCGAUUGAUACUAAGACUAAACUUAUUAUCAGUUUAUUCGCAUGUUUUUUAUUAUGCACACAUAUUUAUCCAGCAAGUUAGAUAAGUAAUGUGUCGCGACGUUUUCCAUUAUUUAUGUCGUUUAGCAAGCAUUGGGCAUACAGGAAGCAGCAUCGGAGGUGAUGAAAAUACAGUUGGGCGAAACAGAGCAGUUGCUUUUUAUUUUUCUGUAACAGAAUGAAUAUUUCAUUUUAGUCAGUGAAUUUAUCACUGGAGAUGAAGCAACAUAUUGGCGCACGAGUCGUCCAUUUUCGUGUCUGAUACCAAGUGAGCUGGCUUGUUCACGUUUUAAUGUUUGUGGCGUCGCGUUUUAUUUAGCUGAUUUAGCUGUAUGUGUUUACUGUCGUCUGGAGAGCGUUUGGAUGGAUUUGCUACCAGUGUCUUUGAUGUGUUAAUCUCGUAUGGAUUUUUGUUGCAAGGGCGAUAACCCUAAUCAAGGGAAGCUCUGUAUGAAUUGCCUGACUUAACCAACCUUGCGCACCGCAGUGUUUGUUUGAAAUUGUAUUGGAUUAUUCCGCUUGUUGUGUUUUUAUUGUAAUCGUUGUCAUUUAUAUAAUCAACUUGUAGGUGGGUAAUUUUAAAAUCGUGAGGCUCCCUGGAAAAGGGGCGAGGGGCUAAAUUAUUCUCAAUUGUAUCAAAGCCCCAACGUUAUCUUCCAUUCUUUUCGAAACGGCUUGUCGGUAUUGGCCAUGCAACGUUUGCCUUUACAGUAGCUAACGGCAUCAAGCCUGCUUAACAUAGGCUACACGCGAGUUCAUAUUGUGGUUAGAUUUUAAGCCAUCGAUUUCUCUCUAAAUAUAUUUGUCUAUGUCUUACAAUGGCUGAUUUUUAAGACCCCAGCGUUCAUUGAGAAAGACAACUAAAGGCUCAGUUGGAUGCUUGACCCAAGCUCCUGACUAGCCGCUACUGGUCACGGUUGAACUGUGAUUCAAACGGACCUCACUGCACAUUCGCAUCUGUGUCCAUCCACGACAGCUUCUGGUUCUGUAUUGACUCGGUCGACCCAGGGCUGAAGAUGGCGGACCUAGAAGCAGUUCUCGCCGAUGUCAGCUAUCUGAUGGCGAUGGAGAAGAGUAAAUCUACUCCAGCCGCCCGGGCGAGUAAGAAAAUCAUCCUCCCUGAGCCCAGUAUUCGCAGUGUGAUGCAGAAGUACCUGGAGGAGCGAGAUGACCUGACCUUUGACAAAAUAUUCAACCAGAAAAUCGGUUUCUUACUCUUCAAGGAUUUCUGCUUGAAUGAGAUAGACGAGGCUGUGCCCCAGUUGAAGUUCUACGAGGAGAUUAAGGAGUAUGAGAAGCUGGACUCUGAGGAGGAGAGGCAGACACGCAGCCGACAGAUCUAUGACGGCUACAUCAUGAAGGAACUACUGUCCUGCUCACAUCCCUUCUCUAAGAAAGCUGUGGAGCAUGUCCAAACCCACUUGGCCAAGAAGCAGGUGCCGCCCAAUCUCUUCCAGCCCUACAUAGUGGAGAUAUGCGACAGCCUUCGAGGCAACAUCUUUCAGAAGUUCAUAGAAAGUGACAAGUUCACUCGCUUCUGCCAGUGGAAGAAUGUGGAGCUUAACAUCCACUUGACGAUGAAUGACUUCAGUGUGCAUCGCAUCAUUGGCCGAGGCGGCUUUGGAGAGGUGUACGGCUGCAGGAAGGCAGACACGGGCAAAAUGUAUGCCAUGAAGUGUUUGGACAAGAAGAGGAUUAAGAUGAAGCAGGGAGAGACCUUAGCCCUGAAUGAGAGGAUUAUGCUGUCACUUGUCAGCACAGGGGACUGCCCUUUCAUUGUUUGUAUGACGUACGCCUUCCAUACCCCAGAUAAGCUUUGUUUCAUCCUGGAUUUGAUGAAUGGUGGGGACCUGCACUAUCACCUCUCCCAGCACGGUGUCUUCAGUGAGAAGGAGAUGCGCUUCUACGCGGCUGAGAUCAUCCUGGGUCUGGAACAUAUGCACAACCGCUUCGUGGUCUACAGAGACCUGAAGCCUGCCAACAUCCUCUUGGACGAGCAUGGUCAUGUGCGCAUCUCUGAUUUGGGCCUGGCCUGCGAUUUCUCCAAGAAGAAGCCUCACGCCAGCGUAGGCACGCAUGGAUACAUGGCUCCCGAGGUUCUGCAGAAGGGUACAGCGUACGACAGCAGCGCUGACUGGUUUUCUCUGGGCUGCAUGCUCUUCAAACUGCUGCGAGGGCACAGUCCAUUCCGGCAGCACAAAACCAAAGACAAACACGAGAUCGACCGCAUGACGCUAACCAUGAAUGUGGAGCUACCAGACUCGUUCUCUGCGGAGUUGAAGUGUCUACUGGAGGGACUGUUACAGAGGGACGUGGUCAAGAGGCUGGGCUGCCUAGGCCGAGGGGCCUCAGAAGUGAAGGAGCAUCUAUUUUUCAAAGGUAUCGACUGGCAGCAAGUGUACCUGCAGAAGUAUUCUCCACCACUGAUUCCCCCUAGAGGUGAGGUCAAUGCUGCUGAUGCCUUUGACAUUGGCUCCUUCGACGAGGAAGACACCAAGGGCAUCAAGCUGUUGGACAGUGAUCAGGAGCUGUAUAAGAACUUCCCUCUGGUGAUCUCGGAGCGUUGGCAGCAGGAAGUGGCUGAGACGGUCUACGAGGCCGUCAACAGCGACACCGACAAGAACGAGGCACGCAAGCGGGCCAAGAACAAGCAGCUGGGCCACGAGGAGGACUACGCCCUGGGGAAGGACUGCAUUAUGCAUGGUUACAUGCUGAAGCUGGGCAACCCCUUUCUGACCCAGUGGCAGCGCAGAUACUUCUACCUGUUCCCCAAUCGCGUGGAGUGGAGAGGAGAGGGCGAGUCCAGGGACCGCCUGCUCAGUGUGUUCACAAAGUAUAAAAUGUCGCAAAACCUGCUGACCAUGGAGCAGAUACUGACGGUGGAGGAGACGCAGAUUAAGGACAAGAGGUGCAUCCUGCUCCGGAUCAAAGGGGGCAAGCAGUUUGUCCUGCAGUGUGAGAGUGACCCAGAGUUUGUCCAGUGGAAGAAGGAGCUGACCGAUGCUUUCACCGAAGCCCAGAAGCUUCUGCGCCGCGCCCCCAAGGUCAUCGGCAAAGGUCGCAGCGGAGGGGUGGUGGAGCUGUCCUCUAAGCCACCGCUCACGCACCGCAACAGCAACGGCCUGUGAGCCACACACACUCAGAGAAACGUAUUCAUACACACGGGCACACACCAUCGGACUCACACACAGACACACAUCCACUCUCAUACAAAUACAAACACACGCACUGCUCUGCUAUACCCUGCUGUGAUAUCACCAACAGGCCCAAAAGACCUCACUCUCAUACACACACACACGCACGCACACACAUAUACACACACACACACACACGCACACAGUCUAACUCCUGCUGGUGCAGAGAGGGAAUAAAAAUCCACCUGGAUAGGGCCACUGGACUGAGUUAUUUUCUCUCAUUCAUGCACACACACACACACACACACAUUCUGAGAUUUGUUAUUGGAUAAAAGGACCAGGCCUCUCCCUCAUCGGAAAGAGACCAGUCUUGAAAGGCCAUCCUCCUCGUCCUCCUCUUCACUCUUCUGCACAAAGCUCAACUCUGAUUGCUAAUUGGGCAUCUCUACAACCACGCCCUCAACCCCACCCGAUUGGGUGGCAGACUUCUGGGUGUGGCUUAUGGACAAUGUGGGUAGGGACAACUGCAUGAAUGUGCUGAAUGUGCCCCCAUCCCACCGUCUGAAGCCACAGUAGUGAUUUUCACAGACUCUCCGUAGACACACACACACACACACACACUGUCUUCAUAUCCUCAGCUGCAGUGUGCAGAUGUAGACUUAAGAGACUCUGCGACGUACGGAGAAAGACAUCACCUUCUUCUGGAAUAUACUCCAACAAUCCAGCAUGAAUCCCAGCUGGAGGGCCAGACCCAUCCAGCAGACACACACACACACACACACAGACACACACACACACACACACACACACAAGCAUGGAAUCAUUCCUGUCCUCUUUCUGUUCCCACUCCACUGCCUGUGCCAUUGAUGUAACCACAGUAACCACAGAAUGCCCGGGGCGGAACCACUUCCUCCACUGCCGACGCCCAACAGAAGAAGACACGCCCCCUGACCUUUGACACCUACACCCUCCCUGACCUUUUAAGUGUGUACCAGGACUCUGAUCCUCUCCCCCAACGCUUUCUAGGACCACACUGGUCCCCAUGGUUGCCUCAGUUCCUCUACGGGGUGCACAGAGGGACAAAGCCUGGGGAUGUGGGUGAUUGGGUGUUGCACUUGUUUUGGAGCGACGGACACACGAGCGAGACAGGGAGAGAUGAGUGAAAGGUGACUGGGUAGUAAGAAAAUAAUCAAGAGUGUUCUUACAGACACAGACAAAAUUCCAAUGGGGGACGUUUUUUUGUGAGCUUGUGUGUGUGUGUGGGCGCAUGUUUGUCUGUAUUUGUGUGUGUGUGUGUACUCACAUAGUUUUCAGAUGGGGCAAGAAAGUGAUGUGAAUAUUAAGCAGAUGGACUGUGCAACAGGAUUUGUUCCUACUCUGCCUCGAAUGUAUUUUUGCUUUCAUGUUUUUUUUUUUGUUCUUUUUUUCUAAUGAGGAUUUUGUGUCGUUGCCAUUGUGUUUUGUUUGAAGGAGACACGUCAAGCUGCUUGAUUCCUCAAAAUGAGAUGCUCCCCCCCCCCACACACACACACCCCUCCACUCACAGAAGUGCAUAAAGUGCCAACAAACAAACAUUUUACUUGAGAGCACCGACACACCCUCUCACUCGCGAGAAACACACACGCACACACACACACUCACUCCUCGCAGACUCUACCCACGAUCAAGAGGACCAGGAGUGCUAUUCUCUUUGGACACUUUUGUUUAAAAGGAUCAGAGUGGCUUUCCCUUGUUCGUUUUUUUAAUGUUCUCCCUCGUGGACGCUGUUUUAAGAUUAGGGGACCACUAGCACCAUACAGCUCCCCUGACCCCUGAUAUAACAACUAAAACCAAUUCUUUCUCUGUGCAUCUACAAUGUACUCCUGAGAUGUUUGCAUAUAUGGGGAUUUUAUCUGUCUGCCUGUCUGUGUUUUUGUGCUGGGUCCCUGCUCAAAGCAGGGGUGGGGGAGGGGGUUGUUUUAAACACAUUAUUCAAUCAGUUUUGUCCGGCGUACCUCAGGAUCAGAGAGUGUGUGCAUUUGAUCCUUCCACGCAAGUGGGUGUGUGUCCGACUGAGUGUGUCACACAGGCCAUACGGAAGCUGUUGUGUUGUUGUCAAGUGCAGUUUAUGCUGUCUGUCGUCUGUUACCACGGCCAGAGAGGGGAGGAGCUACACGCGACCAGCUGAGGGCUGUCCCUGCUUGUCAUGCGUGGGCAGACUGUUAAAAGACAGACAGACAGACAGACAGGUGUGUGUGUGUGUGUGUGUGUGUGUGUGUGUGUGUGUGUGUGUGUGUGAGAAUCAGUGUCCGUCCCAGUAACAUUUACAUCAUGAGAAUUGUGUUGCAGGGGAAGGGUUGGGGACAACUUUAGACCAUUUGUUGUAAGGCUUGUUUUGAGUAUAGUUUUAUAUAUAUUGUUUUAAUGAAUGUGAUGCAGAAUGCAGAUUUCUAUAGAUGACAUAUUUUUUGGAGUAUCUUACAUGCUUUCAGGUGUCUGCUUUUACUGAAUGGAAUAACAAGCACAGUCUGUGGAAGGCCAUGAAUUGUUUGCUUGAAAGGUUUUUGUUUUUUUGUUUGUUAUUUUCAUUUGUUUCAGGCUUUUCCAUGCAGUAAGACAAAAAUAGUUUGUAUCUUUUUUGGGGGGGGGGGGGGGUUCCAAGUCCGUGCAUUAAUCAAAAAAGAAGAGCAAACCUGAUUUGCAUGUGAUUCUGUCUUUUUCUUUGUGCAGCAACACAACUGUAGUGCAGGGAGCAUUCGGAUACUCAGUAGCCUUUAAGUGUGUGGGGACCUGCCAUCUUUGAGGAAGACAUUUCGUGACCCUAAAAGGGAAAGGGUCUUCCCAAAAAUCGACAUGGCUUGUUUGAACUUUUCGCUGCACUUUUUAAAAAAAUACAAAAAAAAAUAUCAAACCCCACUCCAGACUUGUCUAGAUGAUGCUGAUAGAAACAAACUCAAUGUGCCAAACGACUGGAGUGAAGAUGGAUGAUGAUGGUGGUGACAAUGGCGACGACGAUGAUGAUCCCAAAACCUCUUUGAAAUGUCUGUCAGUUUCCCUUGUGCGCGUCACUGCACGCUGGCAGCCCACCCCUUCGCCUGCCAUGCGGCCGGCUGCCUCUCGGCUUCUCCAUCGGUACGAGCAGACUAGGGGAAGCAGACGCGCUUUGGAAAAGGGUACAUAACUGAUCAAACCGAGAAAAAGAUUCGACCAAAUUUGGGAUGACGUGGAGCAAGCUGAGGGGGGUGGUGGGGAACCGAUCUAGGAACCUCCCCCGGCACCAAGGAGCAAGUGGUCUGGUACCACAAGUUUAUUACACGACGGAGAAAUCACAAUUGCAGUACCCCCGUCCCCUGCAUUUCUCAAAGAUGGCUGCGCCUGUAUUGAUCCCAAAUAAUCCACAAUGCUUCAGGGGUUUUCUCUCUUUGAUUUCAGUGGUAGCUGCUCAUUCUGUCCCACCGUGCUUUGCUUCAUUCGCUUGUGUGUCUGUUUCUUUAGUGGCAGUGUUUUUUUGUGUGGUGAACACAGACUUCAGAUGGGCGGCAAGGUGUGGUCAGACAAUAGAGGAAAGGCAAAUAGGAAAAAAUGAAUAACAAAUUUAAAUAUAUAUAUAUAUAUAUAUGUAUGUGUGUACAUGAAAUGACGAAACAAGCUAGAUUAUUUAAAAAACAAAAAAGACUUAAACGACGUAGAAAACAACAAAAAAAGUUUUGGGAAGGGAUCGGGUUUGAUGUCAGUUCAAAUAUUUGUGGUGAAGAAUCUGCUCAGAUGUUGCACAUAUGAAAAACAACAAAAAAAGUUUAGAUAUUGUACCUACGAAGUUCCAGAUGAUGACAACAUUUUUUUUUGUUUGUUUGUUUGUUUGUUUUUAAUACAGACAAAUGAUGCUUCUUGUUCAUAUUUAUUGUCUGUUGGGGAGCAGGGGCCUCUUGGUGCAGAAGAGUUUGAGCACAUGGGAUUGUGAAAGCGUCAGGGCGUAGGGCCUAAGACUUUCCUGGUUUAGUCAGUCAAAGUUUUUUCUUUUCUUUUUUUUUUCCUUAAGGUGCCACAGAGGAAACGCAAAUACUACUGUUUGGGGGGUUUAUCACCAUUGAGGUUAUAAUGAUAAUUAUUGAUAUUAUUAUUCAAUGAAUGAUUAUUAUUGUUAAAAUUAUUUUAAUGUUUUUUUUUUUUUUCUGAACAGCUAGGAACAUGUGGUGGACUGCUCAUACAAACAGUUCAGAAAUAAAAAAGCCCCUUUUUUGUG
Molecule: messenger RNA, 8636 nt
Organism: Clupea harengus (Atlantic herring)
Lineage: Eukaryota; Metazoa; Chordata; Actinopteri; Clupeiformes; Clupeidae
Gene: grk3
Product: G protein-coupled receptor kinase 3
Biological process (GO): protein phosphorylation; G protein-coupled receptor signaling pathway; regulation of signal transduction
Molecular function (GO): G protein-coupled receptor binding; ATP binding; G protein-coupled receptor kinase activity
Source: RefSeq, a predicted model, not a curated record